This is a messenger RNA of Pyrgilauda ruficollis (rufous-necked snowfinch), 1315 nucleotides long. It is a transcript of the gene PRIM1, whose product is annotated as DNA primase subunit 1. Bases 39 to 1166 code for a protein of 375 amino acids. Gene Ontology annotation, cellular component: alpha DNA polymerase:primase complex. The record is from RefSeq and is a predicted model, not a curated record. The transcript has 10 exons. Lineage: Eukaryota; Metazoa; Chordata; Aves; Passeriformes; Passeridae. Gene Ontology annotation, biological process: DNA replication, synthesis of primer.
CGCCGCUUCCCGCCGCCUCCCGCCGCUCCGUUCCCGCCAUGGCGCAGUUCGAGCCGGCGGCGCUGCCCGAGCUGCUCCCGGUCUUCUACCGGCGGCUCUUCCCGCACGGCCCCUACGGCCGCUGGCUCAGCUACGGCGGCGCGAAGAAUUACUUCCAGCUGCGGGAAUUCUCCUUCACGCUGCGGGACGAUGUCUACCUGCGCUUCCAGUCCUUCAGCAGCCCGCAGGAGCUGGAGCGGGAGCUGCAGAAGAUCAACCCCUACAAAAUCGACAUCGGGGCUGUCUACUCCCACCGGCCCAACCAGCACAACACGGUGCACCUGGGAGCCUUCCAGCCGCAGGAGAAGGAGCUGGUGUUCGACAUUGACAUGACGGAUUACGACGAUGUCCGGACGUGCUGCAGCUCGGCCGAUAUCUGCUCCAAGUGCUGGACGCUGAUGACCAUCGCCGUGCGCAUCAUCGACCGCGCGCUCGUGGGUGAGGGGCUUGGGGACACACGGGGACCCCGGCUGGGCGUGUGGAGACCCCACAGCGGUGCCCAGACCCCCAAAGAAUUCACAGUUUGGAAGAGAGCUUUAAGGUCAUUGAGUCUAACCCACCUGAGCCUGGUGAAGGGCGGAGCAGACACGGUGAAGAAGGUGAACCUCUCCCACCCCGUGCACCCCUUCAUCAGGCGCUCGGUGGCCGUGGUGCAGAAAUAUUUCGAGGAGCACGCGCUGAGGGGCCAGGACAUCCUGGGCAGCCCCGAGAGGUGGGACAAGGUGCUGGCCCUGCUCCCAGAGGGUAUCCUUCCUGCCUGGGGGGCCCCCAACUCUUUAAAACACGUGCCCCUUUGCCCAUCUCCAAGUCCACCUCCCCUGAACCCCCCCUGUGUCCCAGGGCGCAUUUCAGUCCCGCUGGACCUGCAGAAGCUCGAGCAGUUUGAUCCGUUCUCAGUGCCCACCAUCACGUACGUCAGCUGGGAGCUCGGGGGGUCCUGGUGCUGCCAGAGCCCCCCAGCACAUGUUGGGGUUUUGGGGUCCCAGCAGCCGCUCCCCACACCCCCAGACUACCGCAGGACGAGCCUGGCCCCGUACGUGCGGCUGCUGGAGCAGUUUGUGGAGGGCAUGGAGAGCGCCCGGCGGGGAGAGCGCAUCCGCCGCAGCGAUCUCCAAGGAGAUUUCUGAGCCCUUGGCACUGCCAGUGUCUCCUGUGCUGUCACUGUCACCUCCCCUGGCCCUGGGGGGUCCCAUGGGGCAGCCAAACCCCUCGGGCCCCCCGUUUUUGUACCUUUUGUACUGUUUUCUACACAAAAACCAUUAAAUGUUUCUGCUCA